Rotaria socialis is the source of this 615-nucleotide messenger RNA. The record is from the annotation of a GenBank genome assembly. Lineage: Eukaryota; Metazoa; Rotifera; Eurotatoria; Philodinida; Philodinidae.
AUGGCUAAACGAUGCUUGAUAGAAACUUGUAAACGAGAAGCAGAAACUUACUGCUAUCACUGCUCCCAAGAUGUAUGUACAAAGCAUUAUUUAGAACAUAAAAAAUCCAUUCAAGAACAGUUACAUCCGCUUAUUGAUGAAGUGAACUCGAUAUACGAUCGUCUGAAUCAUGGUGAUAAAAAUCGAUCGAAAUCUUUUCCGCACUACUUCACCGAUGUAUACAGUCAAGUUGAUCAAUGGCGUGCUGAUUGUCACGAUCAUAUUGAUGUUGUUUAUCAUCGAGCUCGAAGUCAAAUUGAAACUAUUGUAAAAACUCAUCAAAAUGAAUUAACUCAAAAAGUAAUUAGCAAUUUAGAAUCACUGGAAAAAAUGCGUCAACAACUGAGAGAAUUAUUAAAAGAUGGAGAUGUUACGCAUCGACAACUUGAAGCGCUAAAACGACAAUUAGAAGAGUUUAAAAAGAAAGAACAAGAAGCCAUAAAGUAUCCCGAUAUUCGCAUCAUAACUGUAAAAUUUGACAUUGAAAAACAUAUCAAUAUCACGACUGUUGACAAACAUUCAAUAGAAAAACAACAGCAAGUAAAAUGUCUUCAAAAAUCACCUUCAAAUAAGUGA